AACCAGUGUAUAAAUUGAGACAUUGGCAGGAGACAGCUUCUGAUGAGUUUUCAAAUUCAGAAAAGGAACCUAAUGCAACUGUACCAUCAUUAGCUGAUGAUUUUGAUGAAAUUGAGAAUUCAGAAGUAUCUCAAUGUUCAAUAUCAAAAGUUGUUCAGAUUCCUAAAAGUUGUUCAUCUGAAGCAGUUGUUUCAGUCAAGUGUCCAAAAAAAGUGAAGGAGUUGUAUACAGUUGUGAAAAAUGUGAAGCAAGCUUAUCAGUGUCAUGAAUCUGGAGAAACACAAGAGUUUAAUGAUGAUGUAGAAUAUUUAUUGGAAGGCUUACAGAUUGCUAAUGUUGGGACCAGAUGCUUAAGUAUAUUAAGUCUUGCAUCAAAGUGCAUGGGGUCAGCCUUCCGAAUUCACUUACGUGCCCAUGGAACAAUUUCCAAAAUAUUCAGUGCCUUAAAAGAUGCUCCUUCAAAUACUAGUUUAUCAUUGUGCACAGCUACAUUGAUGUUUGUUCUUAGUGAAGAUAAAUUAACAAUGGACUUAGAAGCAAGUACUCUGUCUUUAAUGCUUCAGCUCUUAAAAUCAGACCCACAACAAGACCAUUCAUUAAACUGGAAUGAAGUUAAAUUGUCUAAUGCCAAUGAUAAUAUUGAUGGAAGUUUACCAUCUGCUUUACAAGAAAAACACAGAGAAAAAGUAAGACAGUUGGUUGAGCAAAUACAACAACGAGGACAUGCAAAACAUCUCAGCUUAGAUAACUUAAAUACGGGUAAUUUGGCUUUGGAAACACUGUUAACUUUAAGUUCUAGAAGAGCUGGUGAAUGGUUUAAAGAAGAACUUAGAAGUCUAGGUGGUAUGGAUCUUCUUGUAGACAUAGCAAGUGCCUGUGCAAAUCAUCUAAACUGUAAUGAACUGAAAUGUAUAAGCUAUCCAUCUGAUAUUCAUCUUGACAAAUUGCGUAAAAUAGAUAGGAGUUUAAGAGUUCUUGAGAAUGUGACUUAUGGAAAUUCAGAAAACCAAAGCUAUCUUUUGAGUUACAAGAAUUCUUUAUUAGUAACUACCUGUGCAAGGUAAUAUUUCUUUCCACUAUAAAAGUUUCUAUU
Molecule: messenger RNA, 1093 nt
Organism: Centruroides sculpturatus (bark scorpion)
Lineage: Eukaryota; Metazoa; Arthropoda; Arachnida; Scorpiones; Buthidae
Product: wings apart-like protein homolog
Exons: 8
Coding region: 381-1064 (227 amino acids)
Biological process (GO): regulation of chromosome condensation
Source: RefSeq, a predicted model, not a curated record